Molecule: messenger RNA, 4831 nt
Organism: Danio aesculapii
Lineage: Eukaryota; Metazoa; Chordata; Actinopteri; Cypriniformes; Danionidae
Product: potassium voltage-gated channel subfamily KQT member 4
Exons: 14
Coding region: 967-3009 (680 amino acids)
Biological process (GO): potassium ion transport; transmembrane transport
Cellular component (GO): membrane
Molecular function (GO): voltage-gated potassium channel activity
Source: RefSeq, a predicted model, not a curated record
GGUUACGCGCUCUCUCCGUACACUCCGCUCAGCGCCUUGGACUCCAUAAUAUGUCACGGACUUUUGGGACAGUCUUGAAAUGACCGAACUACAGGCACGACUUUGAAUUCAUCUCUAAAGGACCGGCUGCGCUCCUCCCCAAACAGCCGGAAUGAGCGUCGCGCUCCGGAGGGGCAAAACCGGGCAUGUCGUUUACUUCUAAACAUUUUAGCCGUGUGCUUCGGCGGUUUUUGUCAGGAAAACUUGAGUUAUGGGACUUUUUAGGGUGUGUUUAAAAACUUUUGAGUAAUUCAUCGCGCACGUUAGUGUCUCACUAUGAAGUGCUCAUUGUCCAGUUACGAUUUAAGAUGAAAUUGUGCUGAAAUAUGUGGAGUCAGGACUGUACGGGAUGUAGCGACCUUAAAUUAACCGUAAUAACACGUGCACGCGCUUUAUGAGAAAUACUUCACUUGCAGGUUGUCUUGUAAAGGGAUUGAAUGUUUGAUUAGUAAUUGAGUUAAUGUUGACUUUUAGUAUUUUGCUGAUUACAGCAAUCAUGUUCAGAAAAUCAGAUAGAAUCAGACAGAGAUAAUACUUCAUUCAGUAUACACGGUUUUAUUUACGCAAUAAGUUAUCGGUUGUUUAAUAUCGGUCUACCGAUAAAAUUCAAAUAGCAUCCAACAGCAUAACCAGGAACAGAAAACGCAUCCACAGGUAAACCAGCUUCUAACUUUGUGUGUUAUAGAUAUAAAUUGUAGAACUAAAAUUUUAGCUUAAGAAAAACACGUAUUAUUAAUGAUCACAGUACAGAUGAACGCAUUAAUAUUUAUCACAAUUUAUGAAUAUUCAUUAAAGCAUGAUCAUUAUUAUUUAACUAAAUCUGUAUUAGAUUUCAAAUCAGUUCAGUAUAUCAGACGCUUAAUACAAAUAAUAGUUAUCAGUCGAAACAAAUAUAUAGUGCACUAGUUUGCGUGUGUAAACACAAUAAUGCUGGGUAGUCCUUCCAAUAACGGAGGCAUCAGGAUGCUGGCCCCCCCAUCAGCCAAUGAUGACAGACGGGUUGAGUUUGUGGCUCUGACUGCUGUUCACACUGAAAGAAGCGAGCCGUCCACCCCAGAGCGGGGACACCCAUCCAAUCGCACCGGCUUGCUGGGCACCCCACUCCCGGUGCCCCCGGGCCCCAGAGCGACCCCUUCUGCCUCCAGCAAACGCUACAGAAAGUUGCAGAACUGCCUGUACAAUGUGCUGGAGAGACCCAGAGGAUGGGCUUUCAUCUAUCACGCCUUCAUUUUUCUCCUAGUGUUCAGCUGUCUGGUGCUUUCUGUUUUCUCCACCAUUCCAGACCAUCAUAAAUUUGCCAACGAGGCGCUCUUCAUCCUGGAGUUUGUGAUGAUCGUGGUUUUUGGGCUGGAGUAUUUUGUGAGGGUCUGGGCCGCCGGAUGCUGCUGUCGGUACAGAGGAUGGCAGGGUCGACUACGCUUUGCCAGAAAGCCCUUCUGUGUCAUAGACUUCAUAGUGUUUGUGGCGUCGCUGGCAGUGAUAGCAGCGGGCACACAAGGAAACAUCUUCGCCACAUCUGCUCUGCGCAGCAUGCGGUUUCUGCAGAUCCUGCGCAUGGUGCGUAUGGACCGCCGCGGAGGAACCUGGAAGCUGCUGGGCUCUGUGGUUUACGCUCACAGCAAGGAGCUGAUCACGGCCUGGUACAUCGGCUUCCUGGUGCUGAUCUUUGCCUCUUUCCUGGUGUAUCUGGCAGAGAAGGAGGAUAACCAGGAGUUUUCCACCUAUGCAGACUCCCUCUGGUGGGGGACGAUAACCCUGACUACGAUCGGCUACGGUGACAAGACUCCACACACCUGGCAAGGUCGUCUUUUAGCAGCUUGUUUUGCCCUUCUGGGAGUUUCUUUCUUUGCCCUGCCCGCUGGCAUCCUGGGGUCAGGCUUUGCUCUGAAAGUGCAGGAGCAGCAUCGACAGAAACACUUCGAGAAGAGGAGAACUCCUGCUGCAAACCUUAUUCAGGCUGCAUGGCGUCUCUACUCGACAGAUGCUCAGCACUCGUAUCUCACAGCCACCUGGUAUUUCUAUGACAGUAUGCUGCCGUCCUUCAGAGAACUGACAUUACUGUUCAGUCACCUCCAACGGCAGCGUAGCACCAAGAAGGUUCUGCACAACUCCUACCACACCCUGCUGUCGGGGCUCCGGCCGUACAGCUCCCCCUACCUGGGGGACAGUGGGAAGAUGGGCUUUCGCGACCGCAUUAGGAUGAAUAAUUCGCGCUCCUCUCAGGCCAUCCGGAGCAAGGCUUCUCCUUUACCUCCAGGUAACGUGCGGUGUUCGCCCAGCACUGAGAACGUCCCCGAAGCCACCAGCCCCGGGAAAGUGCAGAAAAGCUGGAGCUUCAAUGACCGGACACGUUUCCGCACGUCUCUGCGCCUCAAACCACGACCUGCUGCAGAUAUGGAGGGAGUCGGAGAAGAGCACACUGAGGACAAAUCUUACUGUGACGUGGCCAUGGAGGAUGUGAUUCCCGCAGUGAAGACCCUGAUUCGAGCGGUUCGGAUCCUGAAGUUCCUGGUGGCCAAGAGGAAGUUUAAAGAAACCCUGCGGCCAUAUGAUGUGAAAGACGUGAUCGAACAGUAUUCGGCUGGACACCUCGAUAUGCUGGGCCGAAUCAAAAGCCUGCAGAUGAGGGUGGAUCAGAUCGUGGGCCGUGGUGCCAUUCCAUCUGAUAAGAAGCUGAGGCCUGAAAAGGGAGAGAAAACUCCUCCUGAAUUGGAACAGAUGGAUGAAUUAAGCAUGAUGGGGCGUGUGGUGAAAGUGGAGAAACAGGUGCAGUCCAUCGAAAACAAGCUGGACCUGUUACUAAACUUCUACUCGCAGUGCCUGAAAAAGGGCUCGUCCCACUUCACCCUGUCGUCCCUCCUGGAGCCCGAUUCCACCUCUGACUACCACAGUCCCACCGACAAACAUGACCUGUUCCCCUCCGCAAACACUCUUAAUAUCUCCCACUCAGACAGCGGCAACAUGGAGUGACCCUCCUGACCUCUGACCUCUGCAUCAGGGCAACUCAUCCAAAGGCUAAAUACCUCCCGCCGCAAAACCUAGCACAGCUCCUCCACACUACUGCUGUAUCCUUGCAUGGGUUCAUCCUUUGCACAGUGGACGAUGGCCCACUUUUAUAGACUAUAUAAAUACAUAUAUAUAUAUGCCCUGAUAUUUUGCAAUGAUUUUUAUUUUCAGCAUCUUUAAUCAUCGUGUUCAGGAACAGUUUAAAGAAAUAUUCUGAAGACUUUACUAAAGUUCUCCAGCAGAGGGCAGAGUUUUUAUCUUUUUAUCAGUCUUCCGAUAAUACGAGGACAAUUAACUUGAUUGCAUUUCUUUUCUGAAAGUCUCUGUGCCAAUGUUUCUUUUCUUGAGCUUUGUUUUGUUUUUGAUAAUCGAUAGGCCCCCCAGAGCGAUUCUAUUUUUCUCUUCGUCUUUUUUUCUAAGAAAUCAGGGCAUUGUGAACUUCAAUUUGUUUUUUCGGACUCUGCCUUACGCUUUGACCCGAUGCAAUAGACUCCUUGUGCCACGAGAAGUCGCUGAGCUUCUAUUGAAUGUACUGCAUUCACUACUCUUUAUUUAUCAUUGCAAAAACAGCAUCAGAGAUUGCUGUAAAGAGCAGCAUGAUGGACCGACCGACAGUAUUUCCACCAAAGCAUCAUCUCCUGUCACUUUUAUCCUGCAUGGUUCCUUUCAGGAGGGAAAGAAAAUGUUUUCUUUCCAGAUUGUGGUGUCUUUCUUUGGGCCGCUCUCUUCUGCACCCGGCAUCAUCUCUCAGAAGCCCACCGUGCAAAAAGAAAAUGAACUAAAUAAAUGAAGAAUAUUCUUUUAUGAAAUAGCCAGCAUUAAAGAGCAUGUUAAUAGUUUGAGUAGUUGAGGCAAGUUUGUUUUGUUUAGUGGGGUUUGUUCUAGAGGCAUUGCAGCCCUCAUGUCUUCAUUGAGCAUGUGCAUCAGUCCAUCUGCAAACAAACCACAGGCUCACAGAGCUCCAGAUCUUCUCCCCUGAUCUGACGCUCCAAUGGUUGAGUUUCAAAGGGAUAAUUCACUCAAAAAUCAAAAGUUGUGCCAUUCCAGACCCGUAUGAUUUCAAAGGGGAUUUCAAAUAGAUUACAUUUGUCCACUUUGUAAGAAGAGUUGAUCCUAGAAGUAUUUGUUCUUGUCAUUUUCCCCAUUCUGAGUUUUAAAAUGUUUAUAGAGAGUCUAAGAAUUAAACUAACUGGCUUCAAGGUGAAUCACAUUACAUCAAGACAGGAAGGAUUACAGUUGCAAUGAAACUAUAUAUUCAUUUAUUCAUUCAUUCAUUUUUAUUUUGCUUAGUCGCCACAGUGGAAUUAACCACCAACUAUUCCGGCAUAUGUUUUAUGUAGCGAGUGCCCUUCCAGCCGCAACCCAGUAUUGGGAAACACCCAUACACUCUCAUAUUCACACACACACAUUUACACUACGGCCAAUUUAGUUCAUCCAAUUUAUCUAUAGCGCAUGUGUUUGGAUUGUUGGGGAAACUAGAGCACCCGGAGGAAACCCACACCAACAUGGGGAGAACAUGCAAACUCCACACAGAAAUGCCAACUGGCCCAGCAAGGGACUCGAACCAGGGACCUUCUUGCUGUGAGGCGACAGUGCUAACCACUGAGCCACCAUGCCACCUGGAAACUAUAAAUAUAGUGUGUGUGGAAAAAAAUAUUAGGGUAUUUUGAAUUUCAAAUAAAAAUAUUGUCAUUAGGAGUAUUAUUUGUCUAGAAAUUACAAUUCUCUAUUACAAAUCUACAGUUUACAAGAGGUUAUUCCACCAAAUAAGUUCCUGAGCUUCUCA